Mycetomoellerius zeteki is the source of this 2190-nucleotide messenger RNA. It is a transcript of the gene eIF2D, whose product is annotated as eukaryotic translation initiation factor 2D. Gene Ontology annotation, biological process: translational initiation; formation of translation preinitiation complex. The record is from RefSeq and is a predicted model, not a curated record. The transcript is spliced from 9 exons. Gene Ontology annotation, molecular function: RNA binding; translation initiation factor activity. Lineage: Eukaryota; Metazoa; Arthropoda; Insecta; Hymenoptera; Formicidae. Bases 171 to 1910 code for a protein of 579 amino acids.
AGAACUCGUCGUCGAUGUCCGUGAUGUUGGCAGCGCUUCCAUUGCCUUCCACUUACACGGAACAUCGUGCCGCGUAGCAUCAACGGGGAUAAAUAAGGAUGCAGCGCCGUAUAGGAGAUCAAGGUUAGGUUUAAACGUCAUACACUCACCGAUUGGAAAUUUCGUUCAAAAUGUUUAUUAAGCCGUUCAAAGUCAAGACCAAUUACCAGCUAAAAGGAACUGAGAGGAAAAAAUUAUGCGAGGAGGUAUUGGCGGCGUAUCCGAGUUUGUCGGACGAAGAGAUUCAGUCAUUGUUGCCUAAAAAGGAAGCUAUCAGCAUUAUGAAAAUAGUAACGUACAGUGGACACGUAGGCAAAGUGUAUUGCGUCGCCAAGAUACCCAUGUUCUUUCAACUGGAUUCACAUGACACUCUGCUGUUUCCUACAAUUUAUACAUUAUGGCAUCAUCCAUAUUUAUUAAAUACUUUCACUACGCACACGCCAGUUAUAUCCAAAUUGGUAGGAGGUGCAGAUCUCAUGUUGCCUGGAUUGAUUCUGAAGGAGCCGGUGACUCUGUAUAGCUUUGGUAAACUACCAAAGGGUACUCCAGUGUCGAUUAACACUGAGGAAAACAAGGCUGCAGUUGCGGUCGGUGUCACUGCACUUUCCAGCGAAGACAUGUACAUGGCAGCUGGACAUGGAAAAUGCGUGGAAGUAUUUCACGUCAUUGGUGAUACGUUGUGUCAAUUGGGCAAACCACCGCUGAGGCCUGAUUUGGGUUCACCGAAUGUUGACAGUCCUACAAAUACGUUAGAAGAUAUUGAAUCGAUUAAUCAAGAAGCAAUCGUAGACGAAACUGAAAUUUUAUCGGUUAAGUUAGAUGAAUUAAACACCGACGAGGAUUCAAGCGACGUAGUCAAAGACGAAGUCAUUUCUAAGGAACAUAUAGAAGAAGAUGUAGAAACUGAAGAUGUACAAAUUUCAAGCAUAGUUGAGCCAGAAGUAGUUGAUCCAGUUCAAGAGAUGGAUGCGCUACUGGAAUACUGUUUCUUGAAAGCGUGUAAAACAACGGUAAAAUCUAGUGAUCUGCCAAUGUUGUCGUCCAACUUCUUCAAAAAUCAUCUGUUAGCCGCUUGUCCACCGGAUAAAAAUGUUGAUGUAAAGAAAUCUCGGUAUAAAAAAUUAUCGAUUUUUCUAGCGGAAAUGAAGGCUAAAGGAAUAAUCAAUACAUCCAUCACAAAAGGUGUUGAAACAUUGCUGUCCAUUAAGUUUGAUCAUCCACUUGUGAAGAAAUUAGUAGUUACCGAAGAAUCAGUUGCGGCUGAACCAGUAGUUUCGAAUAGUGCUGUCGUGUCAGAAUGCUAUCGAGUGACUGCUGACGUUCUGCCAGUUCUAUCAAAGUUCGGCUAUGAAAAGGGUGACGUAAUGAAAAGAGCCGACAUCAGAAAGUGUUUUACUGAGUACGUGAAAGCGGAGGAUCUGCAAAACGGAAAAACGUUAAAACUGAAUCCCCGGUUGGCGGGAAUUAUGCGAACUAAGGCUCAUCAGGAGACGGUAACGAUGGAGGAUGGGAUAAACAAGUUUAUCGGACGUAUGACGCAUAUGCAUGAGGUUACCCUCGCAGGAAAUACUUUGUUGCAUACGGGAAAAUUGGAACCGAUCGACAUGAGAGUAACAGUGCGAUCAGGCGGGAAAAAGGUAACAUUGGUAAACAACCUAGAAACGUUUGGGAUUAAUCCGAAAGAAUUCAGCAAAGAGUGCCAAAGCAUUGGCGCGAGCGCGACAAUCACUGAUGAUCCUGGCAAAAAGACACCUAGUGUUCUUGUUCAGGGGAAUCAAAUUUUAUAUGUGUACAAAUUACUUACAGAGAAAUACCAGAUAAAAAAGAAUUAUAUAAGAGGUUUAGAAUUCGCCCCGAAGAAAAAAAAAUAGAUGUUUUAGUGAUUGUCAACUGAAAAGUAAAAAAACUCAACUGACUAAAACCCUGUGGUUUAAAUUUUUUUCUUGAAACUUCAUCACAAAUGAAUAUUUAAUAUUGACGAGUGCAAUUUCAACGGAGCAAUUUCAAUUUGUAAAUUGAAGGAUGCUGCUGUUUUAAUUAUUAUAGAAACAUGUUUUUUAGUAGAGAUUAAGACAAUUGUGGAGAAUUAACAGUCAUCUUUUAUCAGAGAAAGUACGUUACAAAUGAUUAUCAAAUAAAAGCAACUUAAAA